AUGCUUGCAUACGUUGCAGCUGCUGAUCAAUGUGAUGAAAUCACUAGAAUGGGAGCUUCUACGGCGCUGAAAUGUCUGAAGAAGUUAUGUAGACAAGUCGAGUUUCUUUACGCUGGGUGGUUCCUUCGUCCUCCAAAUCCUGCUGACUUACAUAGGCUUCUCAAUAGAGGACAACGCCGUGGGUUUCCAGGCAUGAUUGGAAGCAUCGAUUGCAUGCAUUGGGAGUGGAAGAAUUGCCCAACUGGCUGGGCUGGAGCUUUCUCGGGUCGAAAGGGUAGACCAACUAUUAUUCUUGAAGCAGUGGCGUCUUACGAUACGCAUAUAUGGCAUGCCUUCUUUGGAACCCCUGGAGCUCAAAAUGACCUCAACGUUCUUGGUGCAUCUAAUGUGUUCGAGCGUGUCAUAGGUGGAACUGCUCCUCUGGUUGAGUUUGAGGUCAAUAACAAAAGGUACACUAAUGGUUAUUACCUUGCUGAUGGAAUAUACCCGAUGUGGUCAACUUUUGUCAAAACAAUAUCGAAUCCCAGAACAGAAGAGGAGAAACACUUUUGCAAAAAACAAGAGGCUUACCGCAAAGAUGUGGAAAGGUGUUUUGGUAUCCUCCAAUCUCGAUGGGUCAUACUGCGUCAUGGUGCUAGGUUGUUUAAACCGGAGGAUCUUCGAGCCAUCAUGAUAAGUUGUAUCAUUCUUCAUAACAUGAUUGUGGAGGAUGAGUUUGUUGAGGAAGAAUUUGCGGAGCCUGAAGAAGUUGAUCUAAUGAAUCCAACAAUGGCAACCGUCUAUGAUCGGUCUGUGUAUCCUGAUACUGGAGAGGCUAUUCCUUUCGAACCAGUGGGGAGAGAUGGACAUAAUCUUCCUUCAUUCAUGGAUCGUGAAUUUCAGGUAGAGUCGGCCUACCUCCACAAAUGCCUACAAGAUGAUUUGGUGAUGCACAACUGGAACAUGGAUGGUAACUGA
Molecule: messenger RNA, 957 nt
Organism: Rosa rugosa (rugosa rose)
Lineage: Eukaryota; Viridiplantae; Streptophyta; Magnoliopsida; Rosales; Rosaceae
Exons: 2
Coding region: 1-957 (318 amino acids)
Source: RefSeq, a predicted model, not a curated record